UAUAUAUAUGUGAUGAAGGUUUAAGCAGGUCACUGUGUGUAGCGGGAGCGCUUCAGCUUUACUUCAGGACUCACGAGAACGAGCAGAGGCAGAACCCAUCAAGAUGUGUGACGAUGAUGAGACCACAGCUUUGGUGUGCGACAACGGAUCAGGCCUGGUCAAGGCUGGUUUCGCCGGAGAUGACGCCCCUAGAGCCGUCUUCCCAUCCAUUGUCGGCCGCCCGCGUCACCAGGGUGUGAUGGUUGGUAUGGGUCAGAAAGACUCCUACGUUGGAGACGAGGCUCAGAGCAAGAGAGGUAUCCUGACCCUGAAGUACCCCAUCGAGCAUGGCAUCAUCACCAACUGGGACGACAUGGAGAAGAUCUGGCACCACACCUUCUACAAUGAGCUGCGCGUGGCCCCUGAGGAGCACCCAACACUGCUCACAGAGGCCCCACUCAACCCCAAGGCUAACCGCGAGAAGAUGACCCAGAUCAUGUUUGAGACCUUCAACGUCCCCGCUAUGUAUGUGGCCAUCCAGGCUGUCCUGUCCCUCUACGCCUCUGGCCGUACCACCGGUAUUGUGCUAGACUCUGGUGAUGGUGUGACCCACAAUGUGCCUAUCUAUGAGGGUUACGCUCUUCCUCAUGCCAUCAUGCGUUUGGACUUGGCUGGUCGUGAUCUGACAGACUACCUGAUGAAGAUCCUGACUGAGCGUGGAUACUCUUUCGUCACAACUGCUGAGCGUGAGAUUGUCCGUGACAUCAAGGAGAAGCUGUGCUAUGUUGCCCUGGACUUUGAGAAUGAGAUGGCCACAGCCGCCUCCUCAUCCUCCCUCGAAAAGAGCUACGAGCUUCCUGACGGUCAGGUCAUCACCAUUGGUAAUGAGCGUUUCCGUUGCCCUGAGACCCUCUUCCAGCCUUCCUUCAUUGGUAUGGAGUCUGCUGGCAUUCACGAGACCACUUACAACAGCAUCAUGAAGUGCGACAUUGACAUCAGAAAGGACCUUUACGCCAACAAUGUACUCUCCGGUGGUACCACGAUGUACCCUGGUAUUGCUGACCGCAUGCAGAAGGAAAUCACAGCUUUGGCUCCAAGCACAAUGAAGAUUAAGAUCAUUGCUCCCCCUGAGCGCAAAUACUCAGUCUGGAUCGGCGGGUCCAUCCUGGCUUCUCUGUCCACUUUCCAGCAGAUGUGGAUCACCAAGCAGGAAUACGACGAGGCCGGCCCUAGCAUCGUGCACCGCAAAUGCUUCUAAUCACACGAUUCAACAUCCUAUCAUUGCCUCCUGCUCAGGAAUUAAUCAUCGAUUCCUUGCUCCUGUGGACAGAUUUACUACAGCGAUGACAUAGGGGCGAGCUUUAAAAGCAUAAACUGAAAAAAAGACACUAGCAUCAAGGGACAGCAGAAAUACCAAGCGCUCUCAUUGCACACAACUGUAUUUAUUACUGACUUCCAUGGCUUGGUAUUUUGGUGGAUGCUGUUUAAAAGAAACGACAAGGACUCCAGCUCCCUAAUAGAUUCCAGUGCCAUACGUUCCACUGUACACUGAUGACCAACACUAAUCUCACUUCAACAGACAAAUAAAACUGAACAUGUAUUUUUAAA
Danio rerio (zebrafish) is the source of this 1587-nucleotide messenger RNA. RefSeq names its product actin alpha 1, skeletal muscle a (gene acta1a). Gene Ontology annotation, biological process: cytoskeleton organization. NCBI's taxonomy places the organism in Eukaryota, Metazoa, Chordata, Actinopteri, Cypriniformes, Danionidae. The record is from RefSeq and is marked provisional. Gene Ontology annotation, cellular component: cytoskeleton.